AUGGGCCAUGAUUCGUUGCAUCCAGUCAGCAACACUUGUGAUGACGAUUUUGGCGGGUGGGGCGCCACAGCUAUCGAUACAUUGUCAACUGCCAUAUUGUUUGAGAAAGAAGACAUUGUCCGGCAGAUCAUGAUAUUCAUCUCCAAGCUCGACUUCGCAAAAGUCACUGGCGGGUCCAGUAUUCAGCUCUUCGAGGUGACGAUUCGCCACUUUGGGAGUAUGUUAUCCGCGCAUGACCUGCUACAUGGACCUUUCUCGCAUCUAGUAAACGACAAGACGCUGCGCGAGAGCUUGUACACUCAGAUGGUCUCGCUUGGAGCAGCUCUAAGCUGUGGAUUCAGUACGCCUUCGGGCAUCCCACGAAAUUGGGUAGAUCCAACGAAAUGCGCUACAGACGAUGGUCAAUCAAAUACAGUCGCUGGUGCUGGAUCUCUCAUACUAGAGUUCGCUAAGCUGUCUGAAAUCACAGGCCAUCAGCUGUACGUGGAACUCGCUAAACGAGCUGAGCAGCACCUUGUAGAUCCCCACCCAGUCGAGAUGAUGCCGUGGCCUGGAGUGUUGGGCUCAUUUGUCAGAGUUGCAGAUGGGCAACUGAUGGACAUGAAGGGGAGUUGGGGUUCUUUAGCAGACUCAUUUUACGAAUAUCUGCUGAAGGCAUAUAUAUACGACAGUAAAGCAUACGCUCCUUACCUCGAACGAUGGAAACUCGCUGCCGACUCCACGAUUCGUUAUAUAGCGUCGCAUCCCUACGGCCAACCACAGUACACUUUCCUACCAUAUUGGGAGGGGAAGAAGCUGUUCAACGCGAUGGAUUCACUGUCUUGGUUUGCGGGCGGCAACUUCAUCCAAGGUGGUAUGAUCACCAACAAUCAAACCCUUAUCGAUUUUGGUCUUUCAAUUGCCGAUACUGGUGGUGCGAUGUACCAGAUGACGGCCACAGGACUCGGUGGCGAAUUCGUCGUAUGGACUGAUGAUUGCAAUGAUGGUUUUCGAGAACAGUUCCACUUAGAGGACUGCCACGCGAACAACUCCAUACAGAUCACAGGUGCAGAAUUCAAGCUGAGGCCGGAAGUCAUCGAAAGCUGGUACUAUGCCUACCGAGCCACGAAGAAUCCUAAGUAUCGAGAAUGGGCAUGGUCGGCUUAUCGGGCUAUCGAACGAGUAUGCAAGACCGGAUCUGGUUUCAGCGCAAUCAGCGACGUGAACGCUCCUAACGGCGGCAAGAAGCUUGAUCAGAUGGAAAGCUUUGUAUUCGCUGAGAUCUUCAAGUAUCUCUGGCUGAUGCAUCUACCUGAUCAUAAUGCAGACUUCCAUAUGCAAGAUAGCCGUACUGGAGAGCACAAUACCUGGGUGUUAAAUACUGAAGCUCAUCUGUUCAAAGUGGCCGGUCCGCCAGUUUGA
Molecule: messenger RNA, 1401 nt
Organism: Recurvomyces mirabilis
Lineage: Eukaryota; Fungi; Ascomycota; Dothideomycetes; Mycosphaerellales; Teratosphaeriaceae
Exons: 3
Coding region: 1-1401 (466 amino acids)
Biological process (GO): carbohydrate metabolic process; mannose trimming involved in glycoprotein ERAD pathway
Cellular component (GO): endoplasmic reticulum; membrane
Molecular function (GO): mannosyl-oligosaccharide 1,2-alpha-mannosidase activity; calcium ion binding
Source: RefSeq, a predicted model, not a curated record